AUGAUCUCUCACCUUCAGUUUGCUGACGAUACUUUGAUUUCCAUUGAUGCAUCUGUGGAGAAAGUGCAAAGACUCUUCAUCAUCUUAGAUAUUUUUGAAACACUCACCGGUAUGAAACUCAACUUAGAGAAAAGUACUAUGAUCAGUGUGGGUGCUGACAAUAUUGUUGAUCUUUUGGCUAAAGAGUUAGGGUGUAAAACUGAGAAGCUACUUUUUAAGUACCUGGGUUUACUUAUUGGUGCACUCUCUAGAAGUAUAUCUGUUUGGGAUGUUGUGUUAGAGAGAAUGGAACUAAAGCUAUCUUCUUGGAAAAAGAAAUUCUUGAAUAAGGCUGUGGAUGGAAAGAAAAAAACGGCUUGGGUCUCCUGGAAAAAGGUGUGUGUCUCUAAAUCUAAUGGUGGCUUGGUAUUAAAAAUUUUAAGAAACACCAAUAAAACACUGCUUAUUAAGUGGGUUUGGCGAUACUCUAAAACCAAAACUGCACUUUGGAGAAGAAUCAUCCAGCAAAAGCAAAAAGUUAAUGAAGAUGUAGCUUUACCAACAGAAGAUAACUCAGCACAAGGUAGAAGCCUGUGGAGGAACGUAUCUAACCUUGUCCCGGAAAUUCAACAUCACAUUUCUUUUAAACUGAAUAAUGGAAGAGGGAUAAGAUUUUGGUAUGAUAAAUGGUGCGGUAGAGGCGUUUUGAAAGAUCGAUUUCCCGUAAUAUUCAAGGCAGUAAAAGAUAAGCAAAUGGUGGUGGCUGGUGCCGUAAAGGAGGGAAGAUGGUUCUGCAUUUUUAGGAAAUCGCAUCUAAAUGCAAAUGAGAAAUUAGAAUAG
Papaver somniferum (opium poppy) is the source of this 819-nucleotide messenger RNA. RefSeq lists its product as uncharacterized. The transcript is spliced from 2 exons. The record is from RefSeq and is a predicted model, not a curated record. Lineage: Eukaryota; Viridiplantae; Streptophyta; Magnoliopsida; Ranunculales; Papaveraceae. Bases 1 to 819 code for a protein of 272 amino acids.